UGGUUCAAUCCGCAAUGUCUUCAGGAUAUUGAGGUGAACAAUAGAAAGGUAAAAGUUCAUCAACGUGAUGGAAACUUUCAGUAUUCUGAAUGGAAGAAUCUUAGAGUGGGAGACAUUGUAAAGGUGCAAAAAGAUGAAUUUUUUCCAACAGACCUCAUCUUGCUUGCAUCCAGUUAUGAGGAUGCAGUCUGCUAUGUUGAGACCAUGAACCUUGAUGGGGAAACCAAUUUGAAAUUGAAACAAGCACUAGAGGUAACUUCAUCCUUACAGGAAGACUAUAACUUUCAGGACUUUAAGGCUACUAUUAAAUGUGAGGACCCAAAUGCAAAUUUGUACUCUUUUGUUGGAAGUAUGGAGUUUGAAGCGCAACAGUACCCCCUUUCUCCUCAACAACUUCUCCUACGAGACUCAAAACUCCGGAAUACAGAUUACAUAUAUGGGGCUGUUGUCUUCACUGGUCAUGACACCAAGGUCAUGCAAAAUUCUACAGACCCUCCUUCUAAGAGAAGCAAAAUUGAGAAGAAGAUGGAUCGUAUUAUCUACUUAAUGUUUUUUAUUGUAUUUAUAAUGGGGUUUGUUGGUUCCAUUUUCUUUGGAGUUGCAACUAGAAAGGACCUGGAAAAUGGAAGGAUCAAAGACAGGUGGUAUCUUAGACCAGAUAGUUCUGACAUUUUCUUUGAUCCUAAAAGAGCCCCAGCUGCAGCAAUCUAUCACUUCCUAACGGCUCUUCUUCUUUAUAGCUACUUCAUUCCCAUCUCGUUGUAUGUGUCAAUAGAAAUUGUUAAAGUUCUUCAGAGCAUCUUCAUCAAUCAAGAUAUUCACAUGUAUUAUGAGGAGGCUGACAAACCAGCGCAUGCCCGUACCUCUAAUUUGAUUGAAGAGCUUGGCCAAGUUGAUACAAUACUAUCUGAUAAGACAGGAACAUUAACCUGCAAUUCGAUGGAGUUCAUCAAGUGUUCUGUAGCUGCUACAGCUUAUGGCCGUGGUGUUACAGAGGUUGAGAGGGCUAUGGAUAGAAAGAAAGGUUCACCCUUGGUUCAUGAAAAACUAAAUGGUCUGAAUCAUAUUCAUGGUUCUACUGAUAUAAAGCCAACCAUUAAAGGCUUUAACUUUAAAGAUGAAAGGAUCAUGAAUGGAAACUGGGUUAAUGAGCCUCGUGCAGAUGUCAUCCAGAAGUUUUUUCGUCUGUUAGCAAUCUGUCAUACUGCAAUACCUGAAGUGGAUGAAGAUACAGGGAAAGUUAUGUAUGAGGCUGAAUCACCUGAUGAAGCAGCAUUUGUGAUUGCAGCAAGAGAACUUGGCUUUGAAUUCUACAAAAGGACGCAAACAAGCAUCUCCAUACUUGAGUUGGAUCCUGUGUCUGGAAAGAAAGUUGACAGGUUGUAUACACUUUUGAAUGUUCUGGAGUUUAACAGCUCCAGAAAACGGAUGUCUGUAAUUGUGAGAGAUGAGGAGGGAAAACUUCUACUACUUUGCAAAGGUGCUGACAGUGUCAUGUUUGAAAGGCUGGCCAAGAAUGGUCGUGACUUUGAAGAGGAUACUAGGGAGCACAUUAAUGAGUAUGCAGAUGCAGGCCUGAGGACACUACUACUGGCCUAUCGUGAACUUUCUGAAAAUGAAUACAAUGUGUUUAAUGAGAAAUUCACUGAGGCAAAAAAUUCAGUUAGUGCAGAUAGUGAAACAUUAAUUGAUGAGGUUGCAGACAAAAUUGAGAGGGAGCUAAUUCUCUUGGGUGCUACAGCUGUUGAGGACAAACUCCAAAAUGGGGUUCCUGACUGCAUUGACAAGCUUGCUCAAGCAGGGAUUAAGCUAUGGGUGUUGACUGGAGACAAGAUGGAAACUGCCAUCAAUAUUGGCUAUGCUUGUAGUUUGCUUAGGCAAGGAAUGAAGCAGAUUAUAAUCAAUUUAGACACUCCAGAAAUCCAGUCAUUGGAAAAAACUGGACAAAACAAUGCCAUCACCAAGGCUUCAAGGAAAAGUGUCCUUGAACAGAUAAUUCAAGGGAAGGCUCAGCUCACUGCAUCAAGUGCAAGGUCUGAAGCUUUUGCUUUGAUCAUUGAUGGGAAAUCACUUUCUUAUGCUCUAGAGGAUGAUAUAAAGAAUAUAUUUCUGGAGCUUGCCAUUGGUUGUGCAUCUGUAAUUUGCUGCCGCUCUUCACCAAAACAGAAGGCACUGGUUACAAGACUGGUUAAAUCAGGAACUGGGAAAACAACGUUAGCUAUUGGUGAUGGUGCUAAUGAUGUGGGAAUGCUUCAAGAAGCUGAUAUUGGAAUUGGAAUCAGUGGUGUGGAAGGGAUGCAGGCAGUGAUGUCAAGUGAUGUCGCAAUUGCUCAGUUUCGAUAUUUGGAACGCUUGCUACUUGUGCAUGGACAUUGGUGUUACAGGAGAAUUUCAUCUAUGAUAUGCUACUUUUUCUACAAGAAUAUUACAUUUGGUUUCACAAUCUUUUUAUACGAGGCAUAUGCAUCGUUUUCAGCGCAACCUGCCUACAAUGAUUGGUAUUUGUCACUGUUUAAUGUAUUCUUCUCAUCAGUUCCAGUAAUUGCUAUGGGAGUUUUUGACCAGGAUGUAUCUGCACGCUUCUGUCUCAAGUUUCCUCUGUUAUACCAAGAAGGGGUGCAGAAUGUUCUCUUCAGCUGGCGCCGCAUAGUCAGCUGGAUGUUUAAUGGGUUUUACAGCGCCAUAACCAUUUUCUUCAUGUGCUCGAAAGCAUUGGAGCACGAAGCAUUCAAUCAUGCAGGAAAAACUGCUGGUAGAGAAAUUUUAGGGGGAACAAUGUACACAUGCGUAGUCUGGGCUGUGAACCUGCAGAUGGCCCUUUCAAUUAGUUACUUCACCUUAAUACAACAUAUUGUCAUCUGGGGCUCAAUUGCAUUCUGGUAUCUGUUUCAGUUGGUAUAUGGUGCCUUGCCUCCCAGUUUUUCAACUAAUGCUUACAAAGUCUUCAUUGAAGCUCUUGCGCCAGCUCCUUCAUACUGGCUCAUCACACUUUUCGUUGUGAUCGCAACCCUGAUCCCAUACUUCUUAUACUCGGCAAUUCAGAUGCGCUUCUUUCCCAUGUAUCAUGGAAUGAUACAGUGGAUAAGGCACGAGGGGCUGUCAAAUGACCCGGACUACUGUGAUAUGGUGCGCCAAAGGUCCAUCCGCCCAACAACUGUGGGUUUCACAGCACGUAGAGCAGCAAGGGUGUACCAAAGAUAAGCAUCACAUGAACACAGAUGAUAUUAGCUGUAUGAUUCCUGUGGAUGGUGAGAAUAUGCCCAAACCUGAAAUUCUGCCUGCAGGACAUGAAUUAUACGACAGGGGGCUGUCAGUCUGUUAAACUAGAAGGUUGCAUAAGUAGGAUCAAUCACAGACAGACAUUGUACAGAAGCAAAAUUCAGUAUUUUACAUGUGGAUGGCAGAAACAUAGAGCAUCUCCGUCCCGGAUAUUGUAAAUUUUGAGUCUCUGCCGUGGGGGCAACUUACCAUUUUCCCCCACUUUUUGUACCAUAACUCUUGUAUUUUAGACAAAAUCGUAGGCAUUGCAUGAGCUAGAAGAGCGGUUAUAGGUUUAGAGUUAGAAAUAGUGCAGCUGUUUCAGGCUCAAUUUUCAUUCAUAUGUUUAAUGAAUCAAUUCUUUUUUGUGAUUAAAUAAGUGUAAGGUUCUUUUUUCAAUGAAAAUUUGUCUCAA
Theobroma umbraticum is the source of this 3673-nucleotide messenger RNA. RefSeq names its product putative phospholipid-transporting ATPase 9. Gene Ontology annotation, biological process: phospholipid translocation. The record is from RefSeq and is a predicted model, not a curated record. Gene Ontology annotation, cellular component: plasma membrane. NCBI's taxonomy places the organism in Eukaryota, Viridiplantae, Streptophyta, Magnoliopsida, Malvales, Malvaceae. Gene Ontology annotation, molecular function: magnesium ion binding; ATP binding; ATPase-coupled intramembrane lipid carrier activity.